AAAAUUAAAAGGGUGGAGCUGACUGCGAGAGCUCACCAACGGUUCACAAUCACAAGCCGCACCACCACCUCGGCUGUGCACGGUACGGAUGUAAGCCGGAAGCCAAGUGCCAGAGGUCUCUAGCUGCUCGUUAUAGAUCUACUGAUGAACUAGAACACUAUACGAACAAAAAUGGCUACAAACGGUUCGUUUCGGAAAAAGUGCAUGGCAGUUGUGUUGGCACUUCUCCUAAUGCAAGGUGCUAUCUUUUUCUUUAUCCGUCCGACCAUCUUAUUCAACAACAGAUUCACCAGAAACCAAGUUAAUGCACUCCUUGGAUCAGCAUCUCCCAGUCCAGGGAGACCUGUACUAGACAAGGGACCACCGGUGUCUAUUAGCAAACUCUCAAAUUAUCCACAUAACCAUACACCCUCUACCUAUGUGUCUAUUAAACUCUCAAAUCACCACACACCCUCUACCGAUCUUGAAACCGUCUCUGGCUCUCUUACUACUAAACAACCACCAACUAGCGCUCCCAGUACAAACUACACUCUACAACCGCCUGAUGUAAGGUCGUAUUCAAACUGGAAGAAAGGCACGUUCUGCGAAGAAUACAUCGGUAAAACUUUUACCAAGGAGCUCCCCGUGUGUUCAACCGCCAACAACCAAAGUUCCCUGACAUGUGUAGGGAGUUCUGUGAGUACUAACAUGGCUCGCUGCACCGCACGUUUCCUAGCCGUCGAACCGGAAAAGCUCCGUCCCGUGGUGACAGACUGCGACACGUGCAACAUCUUGAACUCCGGGUCUUUCCAUCUCGUUCAAAACAAUCACUCGUCGUGCCCAGAGCCCAGUCUCAGAGCUCUCCAAUCAAACUCCGAGGCAAACGACCCGUUACACAGGAGCAUUAUCGACAUCACUUCCAACCCCACGGUGCCGAGGGAGACCUGUCACACCUGGGUCAACAAAACUGCCUACUUUUUCUCCAGCCAACGCUACCACAUAUACUUCCGUCUCUACUCCUACUACAAUCUUUACAAGACUCUGCUAGACCAGGGCUCCGUACCUGGGAACUACAUAGUGGUCAGAAUGUCUGAAGCGAGCAACUAUAAGUUUGAGGAUUUUGAGCGUUUGCUUUUCCCCGAGUUGAAAACGCUGAGCGAGUUGCCCGAAGGGAGGGUCUGUUUUCGUGAGGUGGUGUUUUCGCCGUGGGCCUACGCUGCCGUCAUGUUUAGGUGUAAAAUGGAACGAGACACAGUCUCGAAAUGCUUAGGUUGCGAGGGAAGGGGGAAGCUCGGAACGUCGUUAAUGACCUUCCGAACACGAGCCCUUCAAGCUUGCUCCCUGAAGGAUCAAACCCGCGAGCAUAGAGAAAGCCGAACUAACAAGAGCAUCGUUUUCGUCAAGAGAAAACCGUACACGAGAUGGAACGGAGACAAGCUCCACAAUUUUCAGAGGGUCCUUAGUAACCAGGACGAGGUCGUGUCGAACCUGAAAUCCCAUUUCCCCAACGCUCAAGUCCGUGACGUCUUCAUGGAAGAUUUGGAUUUGUGUGAGCAGAUGCGUCUGGUGCACGAGUGCGACUUGUACAUCGGAGUGCACGGGGCUGGGUUGGUGCACCUCUGGUGGCUGCACGACGACGCAGCAGUACUAGAACUUGCCCCCUCCAACUUCUCCACGAACCCCAGUUUCAAGACGCUCGCAAAGCUGACCGGCAGACGCUACCGUUUUCUUAGUAUACCAGGCAACACAUACAAGGUCACUGUCAAUGUUCCAGCAAUGAUGGAUGUGGUUAAGAGUUUACUUUAUGGAAAGGUAUGAUGUUUAGGGUUUUUAAUAUCUUUCUCCGUGAUUUACUUUAUUGUUCUGAGGACCAAUUAAUUGUUUUCUGCAUCUGGAGACGAAAAUU
Messenger RNA from Geodia barretti, 1885 nucleotides. The record is from the annotation of a GenBank genome assembly. Lineage: Eukaryota; Metazoa; Porifera; Demospongiae; Tetractinellida; Geodiidae.